UCAGAAACUCGGAAGUGAAAUAGUUACUUUCCGGUGUUGCAAUUGUAGUGUUAUUUGGGUUUAUUUGAAUUUCGUGAUAUUGGUUGUAGUGCGAAUCCCGAUUAUGUCAUUAGAUACAGUGCCUAAAGAUCUUCGUCACUUGCGAGCUUGUUUGUUGUGUUCUCUUGUGAAGACUAUCGAUCAGUUUGAAUAUGAUGGUUGUGAUAACUGUGAAACUUACAUUCAGAUGAAAGGAAACCGGGAGAUGGUGUACGACUGCACUAGUUCCUCAUUUGAUGGAAUCGUUGCCAUGAUGAGUCCUGAUGACAGCUGGGUAGCCAAAUGGCAGAGAAUCACGACUUUCAAACCAGGAGUCUAUGCUGUGUCGGUAACGGGACGAUUGCCACAAGGAAUCGUUCGAGAGCUGAAGAGCAGAGGUGUGAUCUACAAAUCCAGGGAUACCGCAAUCAGAUCCUAACAGAAAAUUAAUAUCAAUUUCACCCUCCCAGUCCCCACUCAUGAUCUUUCUAUAGUUGCACCAAAGAAAUUCCCAAAUGUGUUUUGACUAGCUGUGUUUCUUUAUGGCAUGCAGGCAUCUUGGGUGUGUUGCCAGGAUAGGUUUGGUUGCAGCACACUGCAUUAAUAAAUCCAUGAUGUUCAUAUGGUUGUAUUUGAUGCACGAGGCCACCAGCUGCUUGUCAUUCUAUAAGGAGUGCUACGGUUACACUACUACUUAGCAAAGCUGAUGAUGAUUACAUUAAAAAUGAGGUAACUUAACAGUGUUUUUGGUAUGUUUACCAGCUGUUCAAACCUGGAUCUGUAGUAGUCGUGGUUGCGUUCAAAUAAGACCAAGGCAUUUGAAAAUGUACUGCUUAGUUUAAAAAAUGUAUUGUAUAUUUUGAACGUCUUCAAGAACUGUCUUAUUUUGUUCUGGAUAUUCAUGUUGAAGUUGAGGUAGAAGUAGCCUAUGUCAUUUCUCUGGCUGCAUUAAAAGACUGCUAAACACUGAAGUGCCCUUGUUACUUAUCUCACUGAGAGUGAGGAGUGUGGUGACUUCAGUUUGUGUUUUUUCCAAGGCUUUGUGAUGCUAAUAAUUGUCUAUGAACCAAGCCUUGUGACUUUAACCCUUCCUUCUGUAACUGAAGGUGACGUUCAUUUUUUGUUUGCCGUUGAUGUAGUUCAUGUUUUCUAUACGGUAGCUUUGUGUUGGCAUCAUUUAAUUUUAUGCACAUAUGUAAGGAAGACAUUGUUGCAUUAAGAAAUGAGAACAGGUUACUGUAAGGUUUGUAGAUUUUAUUUAUGUCUAUAAUUGAGGUCUGUAAAACAAAUCUCAUAACAGUGGCAUAUAUUUUUUUAUUUUACUCAUGGCUACAGGGCACUGCACUGUAGAAAAGUGGAAUUCUUGCCAUUUUGACAACUAAACUCUGCUCAAAUGAUCAUUAAAAAUGUUUCUUUUUGUGUAA
Messenger RNA from Protopterus annectens (West African lungfish), 1442 nucleotides. RefSeq names its product SPT4 homolog, DSIF elongation factor subunit (gene SUPT4H1). Bases 104 to 457 code for a protein of 117 amino acids. Gene Ontology annotation, cellular component: DSIF complex; nucleus. The record is from RefSeq and is a predicted model, not a curated record. The transcript has 5 exons. Gene Ontology annotation, biological process: chromatin organization; mRNA processing; positive regulation of DNA-templated transcription, elongation. Gene Ontology annotation, molecular function: zinc ion binding; RNA polymerase II complex binding. Lineage: Eukaryota; Metazoa; Chordata; Ceratodontiformes; Protopteridae.